Molecule: messenger RNA, 13109 nt
Organism: Mus musculus (house mouse)
Lineage: Eukaryota; Metazoa; Chordata; Mammalia; Rodentia; Muridae
Gene: Miga1
Product: mitoguardin 1
Exons: 10
Coding region: 9301-10308 (335 amino acids)
Biological process (GO): mitochondrial fusion
Cellular component (GO): mitochondrion; mitochondrial outer membrane
Source: RefSeq, a predicted model, not a curated record
AUGUGGGUGCGUGUGUAUGUGGGUGCGUGUGUUUGUAGGGCAGGAGCGGCAUCAGGUCUAGAGCUGAAGUUUAGGCAGCUGUGGGCCGCUUGACUGUAGAGUUGGGAAACAGAUUGGGUCAUCUGGAUGAGAGCGAGAACAUUUAACUGCUGAAACAUUUCCCCAUCCUUCUUAUGUAUUUUUAAAACUUAAUUAAAAAAAUAUUGCAAAAACUUAUUUCCCAAUGUGCAGUUGGCCAAACCUUUUGAGUGUGGCUACAGUUGUACGUAGACACAGCUAGUGUAGUUUAGUAGUUAUGAACAUGAGCUUUGGAGCAGAACAAGCAUAGGUUAAUAUCCCGCCUCUACCCACCUUCCUACCUCCGAGGCCUUUCCUUAGACAACUUAGUUUAUAUAUAAGAUGUAGGAUUAGCCUGGAACGGCUAAUUAGCCUGGAAUGCCAGCCUGGGCGGCCACAGCAGGAAGAGACCACAAUGCCAAGGCCUGCCUGGGCUUCCGUAGUAAGUUCAGGAACAGACUGGUCAUCUUUGUGUUCCCUGGUCUCAGAAAGGGAACGGAGGGCUGGUGCUGCGGCUCAGGGCAGCUUGGCUAGCAGGAGCCAGCGUCAUCAGCCUGCCAUGCCCUGCUCAGCAGGUGUGAGAUUCAGAUUAUAUUAGUUUCAUGAGGGAUUGCGGUGUCAUGGUGAAGUAGGCAACUGCUGCCUCACGUUUCUGUUUAUUAUUGUAUUUCUAUUCCAGCUCUUUAAAAGGACUAUUCUAAGAUGAUUUUACAGUCUGGCGGGGGUAUGGGUAGAUGGAUGUAAUAUGAAUAUAACUUGCUUUACAAUAAUAUUAUUCAAUCAAAUUUUUCUGAACAGUAGCAUCUUUUUCUGUAAAUUAAUUUUAUUUUUCUCAUAAUAAUGUUUGCAUUUUCUGAAAGAAGACAUUCCUCCAUGUGUGUGCAUGCUCGUGUGAAUGUGAGUAUGCAUGUGCACUUUUAGUGGGUGCAAGAGAUAAAUGUCAUUGUCUGCCUGUAUCGCUCUCUGCCUUAUUUUUGGAGACAGGAUCUGUCACCGAAUGUGGAGCUGACUUUUCUGGCUUAUCUGAUUGCCAGCAACACCCCUGGGACUUACCUAUCUCUGUCCCCGGUGCCAUAGUUACAGCUGUUCCUUACCCAGCUGUGUAGCCCGUGCUGAGACUCUAAGCUCAGGUCAUCGUGAUUUCUCAGCAAGGACUUUACCCAGUUUGCUGUCUCUGUAGCCCCAGAAACAAGAUACUUUUACUCACUCUAAAGUCAAUUAUUAAGACAGUCACAGUAAAUUUGCUUUUUCACCUAAAGGACUUGCAAAAAUCAUUACUCUUGGUGUAGCUGAGAUUGUCAUCUUUCUGUGGUUGUGACCAUGACAUGCGUGGGAGAUCAGAAACGCAGUUGCCUCUGCUCUUCUUUCCUGGACAUCCAGUCGUCUAGUCUGUCUGUCUCACCUCUACCACACACGCCUGUCCUGUCCUCUGCACAGUCACGUGGGGGCCUCGGCCUCUUGUCAUGUCUACACCUUGCUCCAUACACAAGGCUGUCUCGGCCUUAGCUCCCAGGGUCUGAGUCUGCUUUUCCAGCCUGUGCUGCUGCCAUCUCUACUGUAAUGCGGUAGAGCUGAGCAGCCUUGCCCAGACUGAUUGGUUUGGUUUUGGUCUCCUUUGUGGUGGAAGUAAGGUAUGAACCACAAUAGCAGGCUACAUAAUUGAAAACUUUAUUUAUUACUAAGAUUUUAUUUUUAAAAUCAAUGCUGAGUUUGAGUUUAUUUCUGUUUUUGCUUUUCGAUUCUCUGGCUGAUACUGUGCACACUCCCACAUGCUUCCAGAACCUUCCAUUCUUGUGGUUUUUGCAUGCAGUGUAAAAAGCUAUUGAUUUCCAGAGGAGACCUUGGGUGCCUUUCUUGUACUUCAAGGUAACAUUUGUUGGUCUUUGAAGCACCAUGCAGUGAUUUAUUUAUUUCUAGACUGUGACUAAAUUGAUAACACACAAAAACACAAAACCAUUUAAACAUUUUUGUUUAUUCUAAAAAUUAUACAAUAGGGUCAUUUUAGGUAGGGCUAUGUGGUAUGUAUAUGUAUGUGUUUGUGUGGGUGUGUGCAUGUGGAAACCACAGGUCAAUGUUGAAUGCUCUGCAGUCUGUCUCUGCCUUGCUCUUUGUGUGUGUUAACUAUAUGUGUUUAUACAGAGGAUGGGGUAACCAUGUGUGUAACCAUGGUGAUGUACGGGUGCUUAUGCAUGCCUGCAUAUAGCCAGGUCUCUCUGACCCUGGAGUUGAUUACCUUAGUGAGGCUGGCUGACCAGUAAGCUGCACCCUCCCGCCUCCACCCUUCAAGCACUGCAGUUGUACAUACAUGUUGCUGCAUGUGGCAUUUUUCCGUAAUACAUGGGUACUCAUGUUCUCAUGCUUGUGUCACAAGCCCUUUAUGGACUCACACUUUAUUCUCUUUAUUCAUUGGUUUUCUGAUCCUCAGGUUUGUGGGAACCCCCAGCAAGGGUUCAGAGUCCUGUGUCCCAGAACAAGGGACAGAGACAUGGCUAGUGCAUGCUGUUACUAUGACUAGAAAACAAUACAGGACCGAGUGCAAGCACACCAUCAGGGAGGCGUUGAGUGGACAGCAGCAGACGAUGGAGAAAGGCAUGGGGGUUUCGUGCCGUGUGGUGGAGACUGGAGGCUGUUUGCAUAGCCUGGGCUUGCUCCGAAAUGCACUGUCUAUUACAUGUAAUCCUGUGUACAGCUUCAUAUAUCACAUGUCUUGUUAGCGUUUUAAAUCUCUACCUAGGUGUCUGAGUUAGGGUUUUACUGCUGUGAACUGACACCGUGACCAAGGCAAGUCUUAUAAGGACAACAUUUAAUUGGAGCUGGCUUACAGGUUCAGAGGUUCAGCCCAUCGUCAUCAAGGAUGAGGAUCUUAAAGCCCACACUCACAGUGACACACCUACUCCAACAGGGCCACACCUUGUAGUAGUGCCACUCCCUGGGCCUAGCAUGACACUAAAGGUGGAGAUGGACCUUCCCUCAUAAUCAACCUAGGACCCCCCUCCUGUUUCCCUGCUAAUGUGGUAAUUUUAAGAAAUGGGAAAUAUCCUAGCUUUUGAAACACUGUGUGCAAUGAAGGAGGAAUCAUUACAAUUUUGCCUCUCCUUUAGAUUUAAAAUAUCAUAUGAAAUGGAAGAGGUUGAACAAAACGUGAUACACAUGAAGACAAGUUAAGGACGAGAGAGGGAUACGUAUCUCCUAAUGAAAUUUUAUAUGCAUAUCACAGAAACCUAUCCCUUAAUCCAGGGGACUCUUUUUCUCUCUCUCUCUCUCUCUCUCUCUCUCUCUCUCUCUCUCUCUCUCUCUCUCUCUCUCUCUCUCUGUUAAGACUGUCCAUUUCCUAACUCAGGAAGUAUUGCUAUUUUUUCCACCACCUUUUAGAUAUUAGCUAAAAUGCUAAAUCUCUCUAUAUGAUACUCUGGACAUAUUCUCUCUUCUCCCUCCCUCCCUCUCUCCCUCCCUCUCUCCCUCCUUCCCUCAGAUUCCUUCUCCUGACACAGCUGCUCACAGACUUCCAACUCAGGACACAUGCCUGCUCUCCUUGUAUUUCUCUCCCCAUUGCUGGGCAUUCCAGCCUGCCUGCCUUGUUCUCUCAUAUUCAUAUGCUAGCAAAACUGACCCACCCCUCCUUCCUUCCCUCCUUCCUUCCUUCCUUCCUUCCUUCCUUCCUUCCUUCCUUUCUCUCUCUCUUCCUUUCUUCCUUUCUUUCUUUCUUCCUUCCUUUCUCUCUCUCUCUCUCUCUCUCUCCCUCUCUCUCUCUCUCUCUCUUUCUUUCUUUCUUUCUUUCUUUCUUAAGAAUUUAGUGGCUCACACAUUAACUGGUUCAUUUCUCCUGGCUCUUGAAUGGUAUCAAUGUUUUUAAACUUCUUUCUUUAUAAGCUGCACUAAUUGGACAAUGUGGUGAGGCUUCCUAUAACUUCCUCUUGGAGUGGAGGUUGGAAGAGAGAAAAUUCCUCCUAGCCUUACCUAUGCAACUCUUGGACCCCUGACUCCGAGUCUAGACCAGGAAAGUAAGUUCAGGUUGUGCGCAGCAGUGAUGAGCUUGCAAGUCCUGGAAUGCAACCAGAGCUGUGACUAGUUAGUUGUAGUUACGUCGAGUUUCCUGGCUGCUUAGUGAGGAUCCAGUUCUCAGUGUUAGCCACUCUACACUGCUCACAGGGAGAAGCAACUUAAAAUCCAAGCAGAGAGAGUGCUUUGUAAAACAAACUUCAGUUUGGAUCCCUAGCGCCGAUGUAGAAGCCAGAUGGGUUGACAUGGGCCUGUAAUGUCACCUCUGGAGUGGGGGAGAAAAGCAGACCCUGAACCUCAUUGGUUGGCCUUCCUAGCUGAAUUUUGGAAUUUCAGAUUCAGUGAGAGACCCUGACUCAAAAAAUAAAGUGCCCUCAACAGGAUACGCAGACGGCUUUCUGUAAGGCUCAAGGAGCACUACAGCAGAGAGAGGAAAUUAAAUGCUGCUCUCAGGGCAGGACAGACCUUCCCCAGUAUCUCACAGCAUCUGUGCUUGUUUGCAAUGGGCCUGUAGGAGACUGGGCCACUCAGUCACCAAUCAUGGGUGGGGACAGGUGGCAAGUGCUUGAGGGUCCCUCUUUUAUUCUGCUGAACUGUGGGCAACUGAUUGAUUCUGCGUAAGGGACAGUUACUGUGUUCCAAUGUAUGCCAAAUGGUGAGUUCACAGGCUUCAAACAUGCCCACACAGAUAGUCCUGAUUAAAAUCAGUGGAUCAUAAAACUAAAAAAGGGGGUGGGGCGUGCAUGUGGAAGGGGACCUGUGGGAUGAGGGGAGACAAAAGCAGUCAGAUGCACUAGAUAUGUGCAUGACAUUGUCAAAGAACAGAUGGAGUGGAUAAUAAUCAAAAAUAGAGAGUGACUUCCAAAGAUACCUGCCCCAACCUUCAGCCUCCACAUCUAAGCUUCUCUCUAUAUAUUCAUGCACCACUCAUGCAAACACACACUUAGGAACACACACGCCCAUGCACGCGCGCGCACACACACACACACACACACACACACACACACACUUCCCCCCCACUUCUCUGCUUAAUGAAGGCAAUGCAGCAGAAUAUUUAUGUUGGCCUCUUUAAUCCUGUGAUAAGAAAGUAGUUUUGCAUUUGGCAAGAGGGGAGGAGGGCGCUCUCCUCCAGGGCACUCCUUCUCUUUGGUUCCUCUCCCUGCUUGAUGCCAGCAUUUGCAAGGCGGGGUAGGAAGCCCAAAGCCAAAGGCCAGUCUGGACUUAGGGAAACCGUGUCAGAAGACACAACCAAGGAAGCCUGCUUGCUGCCUUCACACAGAAUGGAUCCCUGCGCUAGACCUGAGAGAGGGAAGCUUUGGCUUGAGACUGUGAAACUAGUAUUUCAGGAUUUAGCAGAUGAUUUCUACAUGCAUCUGAAUAGAUAGAUAAGAAGGUGGCUUUCAGGCUUUCUGAUCUGUGCUGGACAUGGUGACACACUUUUAAUACAGCACUCGGGAGACAGAGGGAGGUAGAUCUCUGUGAGCUUGAGACCAGCCUGGUUGGCUACAUAGCCAGUGAGAGCUACAAGUAAACCUGUCUCAAAAACCAGACAGUUUGCUGCCUACCAGGAUGGCUUGCUGCCAAGCCUGACACUUGAGUUCAGUCCCUGGGACCCACAUACUAUACAGAGAGAAUUGAACGCCCACAAGUUGUCUUCUGACCCCAAGUGCACAAAUGCAUAAUCCAUAAAUGAAAUAAGAAAAGUAAACAGAUAAAGCGUGUAUUGAGCUGUUUCCUGUGCACCGUUUGUGUUAUGUGAUUCAGAUGAGUAAGUCCAGGGCAGGCCUUCAACAGCAUGAAAUCUGAGUAACCAGCUAGGCCUUCCUCAUAGCAAACAAUUGGAGCGCAAUGCAGUGCGUUCGUACUACUGACUCAGAGCCAGAGCUUCCUGCCCAGCAGAGCCUUAGCUUCCCGCCCUGCCUCUUCUUUCUGUACCUUGUAACUGGAGCCUGCCUGUUUAACAGCCUAAGAUAAAGAGCUUGAAAGUAAACAGAUCUGGUUUAGGACGUUUGGGGCGUGAGUCAACUCUUGGCUUAUCUGCCUCUAUUCCUGAGGAUUUGUGGAGUUCAUUUACAGAUCAAAUACCACAGCUGUCAAGUGAUAGAUAUGAAGUAGUAGUAUCCUACACAAUUAGUUUUUCUUAAUAAAUAAAUAACCUUAUAAGCUUUUAAAAUAGCAAAAAUAGAUGGUAGAUUCAAAAAUACUAUUUUAUUCUCUCUAUAUGUAUAUAUGCUAAGCAUGACAGUUUUCAUAUACAUGAAAUAUACAAUAAAAGUAUAUCUUACAAUAAAUAGAAAUUUUUAUUAUCUUUAUUAUUUUGUUAUCUUUCAUAUAUUUUGAUAGAAGGUACUUUUUAGCUGGUCCCAGAUACUGUGAUUGGUAGAAUAUGGAAUCUAAAACCUGACACCAAGGGAUGAUGGUCACUUUAGCAAGGGCCUUUUGCUACUGUCCUGCACAUAGGCCUGUGUCAAACGCCUGACACACUGGGUCUGUGUCAGUUCCAGCUUUGGCAGUGUGUUGUGUGUUUAGAGCAGGAGUUUUCGUUGUUCAGUGGUUUAGUUUUAGGAAGUGGCAUGGGUCGUGGGCUUUAGUUGUAUCUUUGUCUCUAACUAUUCAGACUGAGAAUCAAUAUUCAGGAUAAGCAUUGGCCUCUGUUUUCAUUUGUGGUGCUAGGAAUCCAGUGCAGUGCCUUGUGUGCUACACAGUGCUCUAGCCUUGAGACAUCCAGCCCGACGUUUCCUUGUCUUUGAUUGGUCAGGGUGCUUGUGUAGGACCCAGCUGCUGGAUUUCAGAGCAGUUUAACAUAAAGGUGAUUUGCAAGAUAGGGGGCUUUGGAGGCGCUGUGGAAUGGAUAGGGCUUACACGAAUAGAGUUCUAGCUCAUUAACCUAUAAUUUCCUUUUUAAAUUAAUUAGGCUUUACAUUUUAUAUGCUUAUUUUCUUAUAAAAAUAUGUAUUGCAAUAUCAGUAUUAGAAGCAACUCUAGAGCCAUGAGUGUGAUUAGUGUUUGUGGGGGUUUUUGUUUUUGUUUUGAUGGAAAAGAUUUUGAGAUUCUUUUACAUUGAUGUAUAGGAACAAAUACCUUGUUUUAGGCCUUACAAACAAACCAGGAAUGUUUUCAUGUCAAUGGCUUGCUAUAAUAUGGGUAUACUUUAGGGAUUAGGCCCCCACAUGAUCCGUUGUUUGAACAGAAUAAACAAGGAUCUUAGACUUGGAAUAUCUAUUCAGAAAAACUGAUUUUCUUUUGUGGUUUUGUUAUUUUUGUUUGUUUGUUUGUUUUAAGAUGGACGCCUCACUGCAUAGCAUAUACUGGCCUUAAAGUCAGUAUCUGAGCUGGCUGAUGGCUCAGUGGGUUAAAAGCACAGGCCAGUCUACCUGAGAUCCCUAGAGCUCACAUGGUGGAGGACGAAAACUGAACCCCACAAGUUGUCCUCUGACUUCCACUCACACUCUGUGGCAUAUGUGCCUGUAUACAUACAUACAUACAUACAUACAUACAUACAUACAUACAUACAUAUAUACACACAUACAUACAAUAAAUGAAAAAGCAUGUCUUCUGUAUGUUGGCAUUACAGGAGCAUACCAGCACACAUAGCCCAAGUGUAAUUUCUUUGUGUAUAGAAAACAUGGCAAAAGGUGUCAGGGGGAGAAAAAUGAAGCUCUUGCUACAGUUGUGGUCAUCUGUAGUCUGGUGUUUAACAGCCGUUGCAGGUUAAGCAGUGCAGCGUAGCCUAGCCCAUGUGUAUACGUGCUGUGGGAACACUGAAGAAAAGCUUGUGAGUGUUCUUUGGACACUUACAGGAGGCUUCAUAGAAGGAAUAACCUGAAAACACACAGUAGGCCUGCCAGGAAGAUCACAGACAGAGCAUCUCGAGCAGAGAGUGCCAUGGAAUCAAGCUACAGAAGACACAUGCAUAGCAUAACAGUACACAUAGCAGUAAACCUAGAAGGGAGGGCAGAGAAGUCACGCAAGAACUUUGUUUCUUUAAGCAAAAAUGAGCCACAGAAAAGUAUUUAGAUGUCAAGUGAGAUGCAUGUGUUGUAGGAGAUUAGGGAAGGGUGGCUGGUGCACAUGAUGUCAGUGUUCUUUCCUGGAGCUCCUUUCUAUAGACCUGCUUGUGUCUCUUGGGGUUUUGUAUUUUGCUUUGAGUCAAUGAGAGUUCCUCUAAGGGGACUCUCUGGCAGACAGAGAACAAGAAAAACUGUGAAAAAGCACCUGCUAUCCAGGGGAGAGACAUUUCUCAGGUUUGGUAAGUAGCCAGAUAGAACAUCCAGAGACCCUGAGUAAGCUUGGCUGUGAGCAGAAGUCCCUCAGCCUCUCCUCUCAGCCAGCAUCCCAGACUUGGUGCUGUGAGACUGGUCUCCUCUUCUGCAGAGUCACUGUCACAGGAGAGUAGCCUCGCUGGGGCUGUUUUUGGGGAGUGAGCUGAACUGCAGGCUUAAGUAAUGCCCUCAGGUCUCUAAAUAGACAGGGUACGAGUUACACAGCAGCUGAGAGAUGUGCAAGGUGAUUCCGCUCCAGUAUGAACCCUCGCAAUUUUCAUUUCAGAGGGUAUACUAACACCACAAGAUGCAGCUGAGCUGGCCUCAUUUCUGCAGCUCAAGACAGGUUCAGUGCUGGCCAAUACAGUACAGUGCUGAGGGCUCCAGGGACAGAGGGACCUGAUGUUUGCCUUUGCUGAGAUUUAUCUGUGGAGGACUUACUCAGCCAUGUAAGGCCUUUGUGGUAUUAGGGAAAGGCCUACAGUCAGCUCCCUCCAGGAAGAAGUUGACCUGAUAUUUGGACUAGUUUUCUGCCCUCAUUUGUCCUUUAACCAGGGCCUUUGUAGCAUAUAGACCAGUUGUACCUACUAGGUUGUUAUCGCUAUAACUCUUUUUUUUUUUAAGAUUUUAUUUGUUUUAUGUAUAUGAUUACAGCGUAUCUGUCUUCAGACACACCAGAAAAGGGCAUCAGAUCUCAUUACAGAAGGUUGUGAGCCACAAUGUGGUUGCUGGGAAUUGAACUCAGGACCUCAGGAAGAAGAGUCAGUGCUCUUAACCGCCUUACCAUCUCCCCAGCCCUGUGACGAUAGCUCUUUAACUGCAAACUCAUUCUUAGUUCUAUCUUAUUUCAGUCGUUUGAUGACAGAAGAGGAGGUAAGGCUGCUGCCUAGGUGUGGAUGCCCUGGCGUUCCUGUGCCUCUUGCUUUGUAUUGGCAGCUGUAUUCCCCAGUUAGGAGGCCCGGUUGUCUGUUUUGCCGUCACGAUGGAUAAAGACACAGACAUGAGCUUGAGGGAGACUAUGGAUGAGCUUGGCCUGCCAGACGCCAUGAACAUGGACUCAGCAGAUCUCUUUGCUUCAGCAACAGAGCUCGCAGAGCAGAGAGAAGCGCAGCAGACCUUCAGCCUGGAGUCUUUUUGUCCCUGCCCUUUCUACGAAGAAGCUAUGCAUUUAGUUGAAGAAGGAAAAAUUUACUCCAGAGUGCUGAGAACGGAGAUGCUGGAGUGCCUGGGAGACAGUGACUUCCUCGCCAAACUUCACUGUAUCCGGCAGGCUUUUCAGCUAAUCCUUGCAGAAGCAGACAACAGGUCAUUCCUUGCUGAAAGUGGAAGGAAAAUUUUGUCAGCUUUAAUUGUGAAAGCACGGAAGAAUCCAAAGAAAUUUCAAGAUGUUUUUGAUGAAAUGAUCAAUUUUUUAGAGCAGACUGAUCACUGGGAUAGCACUGAGCUGGAACUUGCUGCCAGAGGGGUGAAAAAUUUAAAUUUUUAUGACGUGGUUCUGGAUUUUAUAUUAAUGGAUUCCUUUGAAGAUUUAGAAAACCCACCGACAUCCAUACAGAGCGUAGUGAACAAUCGCUGGCUCAACUCUUCCUUCAAAGAAAGCGCUGUGGCUUCAAGUUGUUGGUCAGUGCUGAAACAGAAAAGGCAACAGAUGAAGAUCUCAGAUGGAUUUUUCGCUCAUUUUUAUGCCAUUUGUGAGCAUGUCAGCCCUGUUUUAGCCUGGGGCUUCUUGGGUCCUAGAAAUUCUCUCUAUGACUUAUGUUGCUUCUUUAAGAAUCAAGUUCUUUUCUUUCUCAAAGACAUCUUCGACUUUGAGAAGGUGCGCUAUUCGAGCAUAGACACGCUGGCGGAGGACCUCACGCACCUACUCAUCCGCCGCACGGAGCUGCUGGUCACCUGUCUUGGUGCAGAUGCCCUGAGGCACGCCACCACUUGCACGAGUGGACACUCCCACGCCGUGCCCACUGCGCUCUUAGAAGCCAAAGUACAAUAAGGACCAGAAGUGGCUGGAGAAUGCUGUCCAGUGCUCUAGGGUAACCCCUGACUGUGAGUGCCUCAGAGUCUACAGGGCUGACAGCGUGGCCUCAGGGAGAGGACAGUCUCAAGGAUGGGCGGGGAUUGUCCUGCACGUAUGCAGGAGGUUUGUCGCUGAAGCCAUGCGAUGGAUCCAGAGAGACUUUUUAAUAAUCCUUAGGUAAUAAUUUAAGUUGUGAAGUGAUGCGUAUUAUGUUGUGACUGUCGCUUGAAUUGAAGCCAGUGCUCUAGGAGUUCAUUGUCUUCCCACAAUCUGCAGUGUCAUCUCAAAACACGUCUUGAUGCUUUGCUCCUUGAGAAUACACUAGCCCAAGGUGACUGUAUUUAUGUAAUAAUCUACGGCUUCUAGCGUCAACGUACUUAACCUUGCCUGAAAUGUAUUCUUAACCUUAGGUACUGCUUCUUUAAUAGAAUGUAGACAAUAGACGUGUUUACCUACAGCUUGUCUGUUUGCUAAUGUAUUUGAGUCAAAGAAGGCAUCCUCACCGAGGUCUGGUGUGCGAGAGCACCUGAAUGAAGCGAGCGGUUUACAGCGCACACUUGGGGUGCAUCACCUGCAGUCCACAGGAUAUUACUGUUGUCCUGGAAGUUAUGAGACCCUGAAGUAGUUUAUCUCAUCUUCCCUCAGAUGAAUAUUAAACUUGAAAAUAUAAUUUAUUUACCAAAAAAAGAAUUAAAAAUGUAUCCUCUCUUAGAUGUGACUUAGAGGCUGGAUUACAGUUUCCGACUUUAGCGUAAGAUAAUUUCCUCUCUCCUUUCACAAAACAGACUUUUAAUCACUCACAUAGAGUUUAUCACAUUAAAAGUUUGUCAUGUUAUGCAUAAAUUUUAAAAAUACUCAUACUUUGAGCUUAGGUUUUAAAGGAAUUUUUCUCUUAGAUAUAAAACACAAAUAUUUUAAAUGCUAUGGGAGUGUAUUUUAUGUCCUUAUGAUAAAUGAGCAACCGGGUUAUUAUAAGUAACCUUCCAAGUACACUAUAUAUUUUCAAGGUCUCAUUAAUUUUGCUUUAAGACCAUGUACCAUGUUUUCACCAGUGGAUUGGAUUCACUGACUCUUUAUCCUGAAGUGGGCUGCGUUGAUUUUAAGAGUGAAGUGUACAAAAGGAUGUGAAAUGGGUUUUUAAAUAAUGCAUUUUUAGAUUAAAGUGCCUAGAGUAAGGUUAAUGAUGAGAAAAUAAAAAGUGAAAAGAAGUUUACUUUUUUAAGAUUGUAACUGUGUAGAUACAUCACAGUUAUGUAAAUCGUUAUUAGAUGUAGGAUGUAGACCCGUGCCAUUAGUGUGUCAGGCUCAGGCCGUACCCCUGUCCUCAGUGCAUGUGGCCUGGCCUUCUCCUCUCGCCCUUUGUUUCCUGACCACCAGGCAGCAGUCUGCCUGAGGACAAAGCCCUGAGCCCGACUUUCCUUAUGCUUUCACAGCAGAUGUUUUUACCUAUGAGAUGUCACCGAUGUGAGUGACACACGUGUGCGUGCCUUCCUGUUACCACAUGAGCAAGACAGUUGUGGAUUAUAGUCACUUAUUCAUUGGAGAUCUAAGUAUUUUGUCCUGUGGUUUUGUAAACAGAGAUAUUGGGGGGAUCCUCCUUGAAAUAGUUUGGAAGAAUUGCACUGUAUAGCAGUAAUCCCGCAGUGGUGUGAGAUGAUCCUGUGGGUGACUCUUCCAAAAAGUAUUUGAUUUCUUUCUGUUUUUAGAUUGCAGUUAAAAAAUAAAUAGAUUGCCCAUCUUCAAGAAAGGGUUGGUUUGUCAAACUCAGUGCUUAAGUUUUGAUGGGCUAACUAACUAGAAUAUAAACAAGAUCGUUUGUGGCCUUUGAUAAAAGAGAUAAGAAUGACCAAAUAAAAUUUUGGGAGCAAUAAAUGUAGGAGAAAAAUCUUUGGUGGGGGUUUGGGAAAGCUUAACUUUUUAAAGGAUAAUGUCUUUUUAAAAAGAACAUCUCUGGCUCUGACUGUUGAAAAUACUUAAGAUAUACAUACCAGUUUUAUUUGCCUUAAAAUCAAACAGAGAAGCAAUGCUUUAACAGAUAAAAACAGAAGGUCAAACUAGGCUAGAGCCUGUUAGGGAAAGAAGAAAAGGCUAACCUAGUGGACUCAUGGUGUUAACUGAAGAUAGCUACCACAUGCAAGAUGUGCACGGGCAGAGAGUUGAUCCUGAAAAAAUAGCCAGUUCCUCUUUUCUGGAAGAAAAACUGAUAAAAAUUCAGUCGAUUGAUUUUGCUUUGUCUUGCUAUGUUCUUGUUCAACUAAAAAUGUAGUUAUUUCUUCCCGAAGGUUAACAAUACUACGUUCAUGGAAUAACAAAGCAGAAUUCUCUUCUUUUACAAGAAGCCAAGUUUUUAAUUCUAUAAAAGUCAGCUCCAAAGAGCUGUCUCUGUCUCCUGAAAUAGUUUGCACCAGGAGUCUGUUGAUUGUGAAGCUGACUAUUGUAAGUACUUACAAGUGUUCCUUUGCUUUAAGGUGUAGGCUUUCCUACUUGCUUUGCAGAAGUUAGCCUAGAAAUGAGGAAGGCCAGAGGAAGGGUGAGAAAGUGGUAGUGAACUACUCCGCGGCCUGUCGUGACCAGACUGGAAGCUAUGUUAUAACACUGGUUUUUAUUUUUUAUAUGAACAUUAUUAAUAAUUAACAUAAUUAAUUGGACUGUAAUUUUAAAGUAUGAGAAUUAGCCUGAAUUAAAAUCUGUGAAUUUUUAAAUUAAGGAAUAUGUAUGUGAAAGUAAGUGUUUAUGUGCCCUGUAAUAAAUGCGAAUAUGAACUGCUUUGUUCUUAA